Fulvia fulva is the source of this 789-nucleotide messenger RNA. RefSeq names its product Endo-chitosanase. Lineage: Eukaryota; Fungi; Ascomycota; Dothideomycetes; Mycosphaerellales; Mycosphaerellaceae. The record is from RefSeq and is a predicted model, not a curated record. Bases 1 to 789 code for a protein of 262 amino acids. The transcript is spliced from 2 exons. Gene Ontology annotation, molecular function: chitosanase activity.
AUGAUCGUUCCAACGUUAGUCCGCCUGCUCGCAGUAGCAUCACUCGCCAACGCCUACUCGCUGUCAACAUACCCCAAGCUCAAGGCUGUUUACGAUAGAUACAACAAAGCGAACAGCGAGUGCAGUGCCCUACUUCAAGAUGGCUUCUACGACGCAGGCCAGACCAAAGAUGGGCAUUACUACCGCUACUGCGGUGACCUUGGAGGCGGCUUAAAAGCCAUCUUCCUGCACCGCAAUGGCGGCGGACUGAAUGAUAUGGAUAUCGACUGCGAUGGAGCUCAGGCGUGCCCGGAUGAUCCGACCUUCCAGGGUCAGACAUCUUUCAAGACCGCUUAUGGCGGCUACCAAGGCGUGCAAGAGCUCAGUAGAGCGGCAGGUGCAUACGUCUCCGAUCUCAAUGCCACCCGCCAUCCCUACGUCGUCUUCGGUAACGAAGGUUCAAAGCCGACCUUCAACCCAAAGGAUUAUGGCAUGGUGCCGCUGAGCGUCAUGGCUGUUGUUUGCAACGGUCAGGUCCACUACGGAGUCUGGGGUGACACGAAUGGUGGGACAUCGACAGGCGAGGCGUCUCUGGCGAUGGGUAACCUCUGCUUCCCGAGCGAAGGUCUUGGCGGAAACAAUGGCCAUGAUGCGAAUGAUGUGCUCUACAUUGGCUUCAGGAACGAGACGGCGUAUCCAGGAUAUGGUGGGAAGAACCAUGCCAAGUGGAAGGGUACCACGAAGGAGUUCGAGGACAGUAUCAGAGGUCUUGGUGACAGUUUGGUGAAGGGUCUGCUUGGAGGCUUGUAG